Molecule: messenger RNA, 3797 nt
Organism: Megalobrama amblycephala (Wuchang bream)
Lineage: Eukaryota; Metazoa; Chordata; Actinopteri; Cypriniformes; Xenocyprididae
Exons: 20
Coding region: 303-3245 (980 amino acids)
Source: RefSeq, a predicted model, not a curated record
CAUCUUCGGAAGGCGGGGAGAGCGUAAAUAGAUGGCAAUCUUGAUACAAUUUCCCAAAGCAAAGCAGCCGGUAACGUGCGAAUUAAAGGAUGAACAAGUGGCGACCAGCUACAAGAGACGGAUUUAGUAUAACUCUACCUUGUUCACAGAAAUGAGAAAACAGUUUAGAUCGUUAUAAUCCAAUGAUUAUGUUCGAAAACAGACUAAAUCGGGACUUGCGUACUUGUUUAGAGAUAUGUCAUUCAAACGAACAGGACUGUGAUUGUCGGUUUUGACAGCAUCUUAUCGAUUUAGACGAAACCAUGUCGACAGACAUAAGCCUGCACGAGCUGCUGGAUCUCUCCAUCGGGACGCCUGAUGUCGGAUCUGUCAAUUUCAGCGCACUGCACACUUUACUACACGCCAUCCUGGGACACCUGAAGAUCGAGAGGGUCACAACUACCUGGAAGGAGGCGGACAACGACCAUGACAGCCCGACACAGACUAAAGUCUUGCUGCUGGACAAAUCCAGCCCCUAUCGAGUGAUGGAGGAGAAGCUGCGGCGGAUGGAGGAGCAGAUGCGCGCGCUGGAGGCUCUGCCCAGCGCCUCUGAGCUCAUGAGCUCCGACGCCCCGCUCAGCGACAUGUGGACGCUCAUGCAGCUCCGCGGGAAGGCGCAGGCAAACGAGGACGGGGUGUCCAAGUGUAUGGACUUAAUCCAAGACCUGCUGAAGGAAGUCCAGGCACUCAAAGAGUCCAGAGAUGAUCUGAAACAGGAAGUUCAUGCUCUGAACGGUCAGCUCAGCCAGCUGAAUAUGAAUGAGCUGGCUGACCGUAUCGUGGCUAUGGAGCAGUAUUGCCACCAAGUGGAAGAUCUGGACAACACCACGAAAGAGCUGAAAGACAAGAUGGCCCAGUACCCUGUUCCAGAGGAGCUCCAACAGUGUGUCACAUGGGAAGUGAUGCAGGCCGCACUCAUCAGCGAGAGGCAGAAGAUCCAGGAGGCACGUCCAGCUGGGUUGCAGGGCACCAUCUCCACUGUACCCGUCCACCCUUUGAACCUUGGUAGCCCGAUCAAGGAUGAGAGAGCAGGUUCAGGUGGCACAGCUGGUGUAGAUCUCUCUCAUCAGGUUUCUCCUUCACAUCAGUCCCCGUCUGACGGGACGAUGCGCACUGUGACGGGUAGCCCGCUGUCCCGGGUCAGCAUUGGGGCUGAGCGCUACCCGGAGACUGUAGAGGCUCUGAAGGAGGUGGGCAGACUGAGAGACAGGCAUGAGAGUCUGGAGGUCCGUAUGGGACAGCUGGAAGCAAACAAGGCUGAUCAGACCCAGCUUCAACAUCUGCGUGAUGUCCUCGCAGCAAUAGAAGAGAGGCAGAUUCCUGACCAUGUGCCAGAGCAGCUGAAUCAUCUGAGGACUCUUGUGGACAGUCUUCUAGCAGAAAAAGAGAAGGUGUCAGAGGUGGAGAGUGUGUUGAUGAACAUGAGCUCAGACUCUGCAGGACGGAGCACAGGUUCAGCCAGCGAUCAGGACAUUGACGCCUCACAGAUAGAGCAGCUGACCCUGCAGACGACUCACAUCAGGAUUGCAGUACUGAAGCUGGAUGAGAAAGUGCAGGUGCUGAUGAGAGAGAAGAGUGACAGAGUGGAAGAGAGAAGCAACCAAGACAGACACGUACAAGAGCAGUUAAACAGCCUCAGGGUUAUGAUUGAGGAUAUGGUGUCCUCCUCAUCCUCUGCACUCUCAAAAAGUCAACAGCAGGAGGCAGUAGAGGUCAGCAGAGCAACGGAACAGGUCCAAAGCUCGGGCCAGGAUCAGGUUCAGAGUUCAGGUCAAAGUCAGAGUUCAGGUCAGGAUCAGGGUCAACAGCAGAAAGAAGGUCACGAUCCGGGCCAGGAGAUCAGUCAGUUGUCCCAGUGUUCCUACAAAGCGGAGGACAAGACCACUCACCUCACGAACCAGGAACACCGGGGCAGGAAUAAGAACACUGAUCUGGCGAGUGAUGUGGAGGGAGCCUUACUGCAGCUGCAGGCCGACUGUGAGAGACUCCACAGCACAUCCAGACGCCUGACGGAGGAGCACAGUGAGAAACAGAUCCACAUCGACCGUCUGUACAAGAUGUUGGAGGAACUGGAUGAAAAGAAAGCUGACAAGGAACUGGUGGAGAUGAAGAUUGAAAUUAAAGCAGACAAACGGGCUCUGGAGGGCAAGGUGAGCCGCAUGCAGUUUGACAGCAUGACCGAGCAGCUCAAUAAAAUGUUACAGGAGCUGCUCAGUAAGAUCAGCGGUCAGGAGAAGGACUGGAACAAGGUCAUUGAGAAGAUCUCCAGUGAAAUGGACUGCAAGUUGAACCGGAUUGAGCUGGAUCCUCUGAAGAAACAGCUGGAUGAUCGCUGGAGGACCAUCCACAAGCAUCUGCAGACACUGUCACUCCCCGAACAGGACGACGCCGCUGGACUCAGGAAACAAUUAGUGGCCCGGUUUCACUGCAUCUCCUGUGAUCGUCCAGUGGAGAUGAUGACACCAGGACAGCACAUGGUCACCCUGCCCUCAGCCCCAGGACUGCCCUCUCACAAGUCCAACCGGCCCUACUCUGUGUAUGAACUGGAGCAGAUGCGGCAGCACUGCAAGAGGCAGAUAGAUCAAGAGCCCAGUCAGUUUCCUACAUCAAGGACACCCAAGCUCCCUUACAGCCAGGGUCUGCCAGAACUUUCACGGACCCGCUACCGGCCCACCCCGGGCCCAGGAAAGAGGAGCAGCCGGACCCUGUGCAAGCAUGAGAGGAUCGCAGAAAUGGCGGAUUACAGUUACCUGGCCCGGAGCUGCGGGGGCAGCCAUACCCUCACCUACCCCAGCCGCCGCUACACCCGCAUUCAGCACAUCACCCAUCUGAUCCACAGUGACGAGGAGAGUCGGCCAGUGCCCUCCGGACCACCCCCACAGGCAGAAGAAGCCAACAUCAUGGGUUUGGACGGACAGGUCUAUAAGGGCCGAAUGAACAGCAGAGCAGUGAGGCUCUCCGAGACAAGAUUACCCACCAUCUCUCCUCGAGAAGGCAAGAUCACAUGUCAAAACCUCAUGCAACUGGAAGAGCAAAGACAAGGUGAGCCGCUCGCAGUCGCAGAGGUCCAGUGGAGUGGAUGCUGGCCAUGGAAGUGCCAAGACUCAGCGCAGCCGCUCAGCUUCCAGUAUUUCGGUGAGAGAUCGGCCCCUGUCCUCCCUGGAUUGCCUGUCCCAGGACGUCCCGCUCCAGUCCUCAUUCCAUGACACCACCACAGAGCGCAACAAAGACCUCAACCAAUCAGAAGAUGAGCCCGUGACAUCACUGUAGAGCUCCUCCAAUAGGAGCUGCUCCAUUGUUUGAAUUAAAUGUUGACAGCAGGGCGAGACACAAGCUCUGUUUGUGUACAGUGUUCAUCUGUUACGUCAAGAAUAUCUAAGUAAGCUUUAAUAAAUGUUUUUAUGGAGUCAUAUUAAAUACAUAAAAUAUCGUUGGUCAUCCCAUCUGAUUAAUAAUUUGCUUUCACAUUCUUAACUCUGUGUUGCUCUGAAUCCGACCCAGUGCUUGCUGGUGAUUUUUUUUAUUUUUUUGUUUUCAGUCAUUUAAAACCAGUACAAAGUAUCUGGAAUAUAUUCAUGUGUUUCACCACUAAUCUACCUCUUGAAACGUACAACUAAACAGCGCUCCUAUCAGUCAGUUUUACUCUUUAGUUGUGGUGACAAUCUGUCCCACUGCUGCACCAGUGUUGAAAGUAUGUUUCUGUAUGAGUUAUUGCACAUGUAUAAAAAUGACAAGUCAGUAAACACUCAUAAACAUAA